Molecule: messenger RNA, 2788 nt
Organism: Drosophila eugracilis
Lineage: Eukaryota; Metazoa; Arthropoda; Insecta; Diptera; Drosophilidae
Product: spondin-1
Exons: 7
Coding region: 75-2696 (873 amino acids)
Biological process (GO): cell adhesion
Cellular component (GO): extracellular matrix
Molecular function (GO): serine-type endopeptidase inhibitor activity
Source: RefSeq, a predicted model, not a curated record
CACAUCGUCUGUCCAAUAAUCGACUCGGUGGAAAUUUGCAUUCAGUUUCGGUUCGUCCGCCUUCCGACUUUGCAAUGAAAGCCCUGAAAUUUUUCAUAUGGGUGCUGGCUUUAGCGAGAGUUUUGCCCCGGAUCGAGGGCUGCAAUAGGGCUCCACUGGGAGCCACGGCAGCCAAGUCACCGGUGGAUGAUAACUAUGUGCUAUCCGUAAACGGAAAUACCCAGAGUUAUGUGCCCGGUCAAAGGUAUAAUGUAAGCCUCAGUGCAUAUUCGGGCUUAACUUUUAUAAGCUUUAUGCUUGCCCUGGACUCGGAGACGGGAGAUAGCGAUGCCGAUCCCAAUGCCUUGGGCACUUGGGAGAUUGCAGAUCUGGCCGAGACCCGUUUUAGUCCACGUUGCGCAAAUUUGGUGGAGAACACCAAUACAAAUGUAAAGAGCCGCGUUGAUGUGGUCUGGGUGGCUCCAUCCAGUCCAGGACAAGGAUGCAUCCUGCUGCGAGCUACAGUGAUGCAACAUCGCGAUGUUUGGUUCAUGGACGAUGGCUUCCUAACCAAACGGAUGUGCGAGGAGGAGGUGGAUGAUAUUGACACCCAGCCCAGCAUUGUGGAUCCGUGCUGUGCCUGUGACGAGGCCAAAUAUGAGCUUACCUUCGAGGGCAAGUGGUCACGUCAUACUCAUCCAAAGGAUUUCCCAGCAAAUAGCUGGCGCACCAGAUUCAGCGAUAUAAUUGGAGCAUCCCACACCUUAGACUAUAGAUUCUGGCAAUAUGGGGAGUUGGCCAGUGAGGGUCUGCGUGAGGUGGCGGAGCAUGGUUCCACACGAACCUUAGAGAGUGAGCUGAAGGAUCAGAGCGAGCACAUACGUACUAUCAUCAAGGCCAGAGGAAUCGCCUAUCCGAAUGUAACGGGCAAGACAUUCGCCGUCUUCCGUGUGGACUCCAAUCACCAUCUGAUCUCCUUGGUCUCAAUGGUGGAUCCCUCGCCAGAUUGGAUCGUUGGGGUUUCCGGUCUGGAGCUUUGCCUGCCCAACUGUUCUUGGGUGGAGAACAAGGUGCACAAUCUGUAUCCCUGGGAUGCAGGCACGGACAGUGGUCCAUCUUAUAUGUCUGCUGACCAGCCACAGGUGCCACCCGAUGUAGUGCGUCGCAUCAAGUCAAAUUUCCCCAACGAUCCACGUUCGCCCUUCUACGAUCCCACUGGCGCUCAGAUGAAACCUUUGGCCACCUUGCACAUCAAUCGACGACGUCUCUACGAGAAGAACUGCGAGUCCUCUGAUUCGGAACAGCUGCCAGCGGAAUGUGCCACACACUCUUGGUCCAGAUGGGAUGAGUGUACAACCAAGUGCGGACCCGGCAAACAGUACAGAAUCCGUGAGUUCAAGAAUCCAGCACUGGCUUCGCGUCAUCGUUGCAACAAUGCUCUGCGUGAGGAGAAGAACUGUGUGGGACACAAGUGCGCAGGAUUUAACGAGGAGACAGCCGAAGGUGUUGAGCCAGAAGCGGGACCCCCUCCUGGUAGCAGUGAUGAUCCGCAAUGUGGACUGUCUGACUGGUCCGAGUGGUCCUCCUGCACAGUGACCUGUGGCACCGGAGAGAUGACGCGUUCCCGUCACUAUCUAAACAAGAAAGCCAAGAAGAAGUGUCAGAAGGCAAGUAAGGCACGUUUACAUGAGACCAAGAUCUGCGAGGCAAUGGAAUGUGGUGGGGACAUCGAGAAUGGUGAUGGUGCUGGUGAGCCGGAGGAGGAGCAGGGUGGUGGCGGUGAGGGUGGAUCCGCCGAGAAACGUUCGAUUUUCCGGAACUUUGAAAGUUACAGUCAACAUCGGGAGGACUACAUACCACCGGUAUGUGGGGUUACACCAUGGUCGGAUUUCUCGCCCUGCAUGGGACCUUGCGGUGGUCAUGGCAAACGACAACGCAUCCGCAAGGUUUGGAAUAACAAUGAGGUGUAUGGAGUAACUGAUCCCAAUUAUGAUGGCCAGGAUCCCUGUCGGCACAUUAAGCUUCACGAGGAGGUGAACUGCACGAAUCCAAGUUGCGACACCAUUGUUCCAGGUUUCUGCUACGAUCAGCUGACCGAUAGUCCAUGUCGGGAUAGCGAUGUGGCCAACUUCUGGUACUACGACCAUGUGAGUGACCAGUGUGCCAUCUAUUGGUCUGAUCGCUGCGAUGAAAAUCGGAAUAAGUUCAAGUCAAAGGAGGAGUGCGAAGAGACUUGUCGCCUGCCGCGCCACAAACAAGAACUCCAGCACGAUGGCACUCCAGCUAUUGAUUGUAUGGUCUCCGACUGGGUAUCCCACAGUUGCAAUGCCUCCUGCGGCGAUGGCUUCCAAUUGCGUACACGUCGCGUGGUAAGAACUCCCAAAUAUGGAGGAAAACCAUGUCCCAAGCACUUGGUGCGUUUGGAUCGGUGCUACCAACGGUGUGAUGACAUGUACUCAAUCAGUAGUCGGGGAUUUGGAGAGCGUAGACAUGUGGUUAAGGCUCCACAACCGGAGCUCCGUGAUGAAUGCCGCUACUCAGAGUGGUCCGCCUGGACACCCUGUACGGCCAGCUGUGGCGAUAAUGCCGUUCGCCAACGAACACGAACUCUACUGAAUACCGAUCUGAGCUUCAAGUGCAAGGAUCGUGUCCGGAUGGAGAAGUGUGUGAUGAUGCCGUGCCUUCUGACUAGCAACGAUGAUCCAGAGCGGUGGUAGAUUAUCUUACCAGCUAAAAGAGUUAGUUGCAUUACUAAUUAUGUAAUCAUUAUUGAGGGUAUCAUUAAAUAUGUACGAAACAUUCCAGAUUA